GAGAGAGAGAGAGAGGGACGCAGUGGAGUGAGUAAAAAUCUGCAGCUCGCCAGCUUCCUGCUUCCCCAUGCUUCCCAUCACCCAUGUGGGCGACCUUGGAGAAGACGACGAAAGGGGAAAAAAAUUUAAAAAAACGUAACAGAUAAGAAGCCUCCAGAGUUCCAGACACCAGUGAUCGAGGUUAUUUUCCCCUUUCGGUGGCCAUUAUUCCUGUUUUCCAGUGUCCUUUGAAUAAUUAAAUAGCUGAUGCCCAUGUGGGGAUAUUUUUACUAACCUUUUUCUGAGUCAGCUUCUUCCUCUUCACAUCACAUUUCAUCGAGAAUCUGAGGCUUUCCCACCCGGGUAUCCCUUCCUGAGUUCUGAUUUUUUGGUCAAGGGUUUAAUGGCAAUGGAGAGGACGAACCCCAAGUUAGGUAAUACAGCCGAAAGGAUCCCCUGCGAUUUCUGCAACGAAGAAAUCGCGGUCUUGUACUGUAGAGCUGAUACUGCCAAGCUUUGUUUAUUCUGCGAUACGCAUGUCCACUCCGCUAACGCUCUCUCUCGUAAACAUCUCCGUUCUCAGAUCUGCGAUAAUUGCAGUUCCGAGCCAGCAUCCGUGUGUUGUUCCACCGACAAUCUCCUGCUUUGCCAGGAGUGUGACGGGGACGCCCAUGGUAGCUGCUCUGUCUCGGAUUCACACGAGCGUAGUCCGCUGGAAGGAUUCUCUGGCUGUCCAUCGCCGCUGGAGCUCGCAUCAAUCUGGGGGUUCGAUCUCGAUCUCUACAGCGAUAAGAGAACUCGGCUACCACCGGAUAACCAUAUGGUUUUCCCCGAUUGGUCGUCUCUGGAUAUGAUUGGGUUUGUUGAUCCAUCGUGUUACAAAUCGAAAUCCACGGCAACCACUACUCUUCAGGAACUGGUGGUGCCCAAUUGCAAGUCUCAUAUGUACCCUCAUGUUCCCUGCGCCGAUGUGCCCCAAGCCAUGUCUAAGCGGCAGCAGAAUUUCAGCUACGGGAAGCACAAGCAAGUUAUUUUUAAGCAGUUGGUGGAAUUGCUUCGGCGAGGCCUUCCUGAAGACUUGCGUCCAGGGACACCUGGUAGGACCACUGCGCAGCAGGAGAACAUGGAAGGUAUUGAUUUGCAUACAGAGGCUGACCAGGCUAUGGACAACAACCAGUCCUUGCGUCACCAAGCACCGUACACUUCUAUGUUCCUGCUUCCGGAGAGUAUGGAUCUAAGAGUGAACGAUUGUCUGGUUGAAGUUAACACUCUUUGGGAUAAUCCUCCCGAACAGUCCAGCCAGAUUUGGGAUUUUAAUUUAGGAAGAUCAAGGGAUCAUGAAGCAUCUGGCCCUUUAGAUGAAGGAUAUGGUACAAGCAGUGAAGGCUUUGUGAUCAAGAGUUAUAGUGACCUCCUUAAGGAAACCCCCUCAGAAACGAUGAAAGUUCUUAAAGACAUUUACCAGUUUAAUUGCUCUACAGGACAUGCGGAUGCAACAUCUGAAAGUAAUAACGUAUCUAUUCUAAGGGCAGCCAGUGGCAGUUCUAAAGAUGGCCAUUUCAUGGAACAACCUGCCCUAACUAGAGUUGAGACCAUGGAAGCAGCAACGGCCAACGUUGACCUGGAGUUGCUGGCAAAGAACAGAGGCAAUGCCAUGUUACGUUACAAGGAGAAAAAGAAAAUGCGAAGAUAUGAUAAGCACAUCCGGUAUGAGUCGAGGAAAGCAAGGGCUGAUACUCGGAAGAGAGUGAAGGGUCGGUUUGUCAAAGCUACUGAAGCUCCAGAUGUUGAAAUCAAGUAUUGAUUAGUUUUUGAGGAUGAGCUUACUCCUAUCCUCUGCGGUACUUUCCCUACCAUGAAUGUAUAUCAGUCUUCUAUUCUAUUCCAUUGCUGCCA
Molecule: messenger RNA, 1875 nt
Organism: Macadamia integrifolia
Lineage: Eukaryota; Viridiplantae; Streptophyta; Magnoliopsida; Proteales; Proteaceae
Product: zinc finger protein CONSTANS-LIKE 14-like
Exons: 3
Coding region: 383-1783 (466 amino acids)
Molecular function (GO): zinc ion binding; protein binding
Source: RefSeq, a predicted model, not a curated record